This is a messenger RNA of Salvia miltiorrhiza (redroot sage), 2029 nucleotides long. Its product is annotated as pentatricopeptide repeat-containing protein At5g66520-like. NCBI's taxonomy places the organism in Eukaryota, Viridiplantae, Streptophyta, Magnoliopsida, Lamiales, Lamiaceae. The coding region runs from base 178 to 1830 and encodes 550 amino acids. Gene Ontology annotation, biological process: RNA modification. The record is from RefSeq and is a predicted model, not a curated record. The transcript has a single exon. Gene Ontology annotation, molecular function: protein binding; RNA binding.
UUCGUUAAAUCUCCUAGGCCCUAGUUUCCUCUUAAUUUCUUUUUUUGAGUUGGAAUUUCUCGUUAAUUUCUUGAUAUAGCUUCUUCGACUGGCGACUGCCAUUGAUUUUGCCUUGAAACCAAAAACCCCAAAUUGUUCCAAAUCUGUCGAAGCAGCUGUUUGCCAAAGAAAGUAUGCAUGUUUCUUGAAGAAAGUCUCCCACUGAGCUCAAGGCAACUGCAACAGCACCUCUUCUCCCUGCUUCAAAGCCGCUGCAAAUCGAUUAAACACCUCGCUCAGAUCCAUGCCCACAUCACCACCAAUGGAUUCAGCAACAAAAACUUCCUUCUCGUCAAGCUAUUGUCAUUAUACACAUCCUUCAACAAUUUCCCCACCGCCCAGCAACUGUUCGAUCAAAUGCCGAGCCCGAGCUCCGCGCUCUGGAACCAAAUUAUCCGUGGCUAUCAGAUCAACGGAAACCCGCGCAGAUCGGUGGAGGUUUUUAAUAUAAUGGAGCGGGGCUCUCCGUCGCCGCCCGAUGAGCAUACCUAUACGUUUCUUGUGAAUGGCUGCGCGAAAGGGGGGUUGCUGGGGGAGGGAAUGCAGGUGCACGGGAAGGUUUUGAAGAGCGGAUUCAGCUCGAAUGUCUACGUUCAGAGCAGUUUGGUUGAUUUCUAUGUCAAGAAUGGAGGUGGAAGAGAUGGAGUUGCAAAUGCGAAGAAGGUGUUCGAUGAAAUGCCUGAGAGGAGCGUUGUCACGUGGAAUUCCUUGCUUUUGGGGAGCUUUAGGUGCGGAGAUGUUGAUGGGGCGCGAGCGAUUUUUGAGGUGAUGCCGGGUAGGAAUGUCGUGUCGUGGACUACGAUGAUUUCUGGAUGCACGCAGAAUGGGAGGUCGAAGGAGGCCUUAAUCUUAUUCCGUCAAAUGCAGCAUGAAAAUGUAGAGUUUGAUCAAGUGACUUUGGUGGGAGUGCUCGCUGCUUGUGCUGAAUUGGGUGAUCUUCACUUGGGGAAAUGGAUUCACUCGUACGUUUUCGAGCAUUUCACUUUCUCUAAGAAGCCGGUUCUCGUCACAUUGAAGAAUUCAUUGAUACAUAUGUAUGCAAGCUGUGGUGAGAUCGAUGCAGCAUAUGCGGUGUUCAAGGGGAUGGAGAAGAAGACGGCUGUUUCUUGGACUAGCAUGAUCACUGGCUUUGCCAAACACGGCUAUGGCAACGAGGCCCUCUCCGUGUUCCAAUGGAUGCAGAGUGUGAGCUCCAAAGAUGUUAAACCGGACGAGAUCACAUUCCUAGGGGUUCUCUGCGCCUGCAGCCACGCUGGCUAUGUCAACGAGGGGCGCCGUUACUUCAAAGCCAUGGUUGAGGAUUGGGGGAUCAAGCCAAGGAUCGAGCACUUCGGGUGCAUGGUUGAUCUGCUGAGCCGGGCCGGAUUGUUGGAUGAGGCUCAUGAGGUGGUGAGGUCUAUGCCUAUGAAGCCUAAUGACGUCGUGUGGGGCGCCCUUCUUGGUGGGUGCCGGGUGCACAAGAGUGUCGAGCUGGCUUCUGAUGUGACGGAGCUGAUGAUGAGCGAUGGGGUUCGCCCUGAGCGCGCUGCUGGCUACUUUGUGCUGCUGUCGAAUGUGUAUGCUGCGGCUAAGAAGUGGGAGGACGUGGUGGCCGUGAGGAGGAGGAUGCUCGAGGGAAAGACGAGGAAGCCUCCCGGCCGGAGCUGGAUUCAGGUGGAAGGGAGCAUAUAUGAGUUUGUGGCUGGUGAUAGGUCUCAUGAGAUGGCAUGUUUGAUAUAUGAUGUUCUUGAUGAUAUCACUAGGGAAGCUAGGUUUCAUGGCUACAUUCCAUUUUGUGUAGAUGAAAUUUGAGUUUGAAUUGCUUGAUGAAAUUUCAUCUUAAUUGGAUCGAAGUCGUUUUGAUUAUCUAUAAAUGGAGAUGGGCAGUCGAUCUUGGACCUGGAUAGACUCUUAUUUGAGUUUCGAUUUUGAGAUUCAGUCCAUAUUCGGCCCGUUCAUCUGUAUGAUCUUAUUAUUCUUUACUAUUUAUCUAAUUUUAUAAUUCUGACAA